Molecule: messenger RNA, 4761 nt
Organism: Sapajus apella (tufted capuchin)
Lineage: Eukaryota; Metazoa; Chordata; Mammalia; Primates; Cebidae
Gene: CSRNP1
Product: cysteine and serine rich nuclear protein 1
Exons: 6
Coding region: 1812-3584 (590 amino acids)
Biological process (GO): regulation of transcription by RNA polymerase II
Cellular component (GO): nucleus
Molecular function (GO): sequence-specific DNA binding; DNA-binding transcription factor activity, RNA polymerase II-specific
Source: RefSeq, a predicted model, not a curated record
UGGGUCCUGGGGGGCUCAGGUGGGUCCUGGGGGUCUCAGGCUGGUUGUGUGUAAAGGAGGCAUUCAGGACCCUGUAGAUGGCAUCUGGAACUUGGGAAAGCAUGGGGUCUCUUGGCAGGAUGCGAUGGGGACAGGAUGUGUGGGUGUCGCUUGUCCAUAUGUGUGUUUCCGUGUGGUCUGUGCAUGUGUGUACGUGUGUGUAUGCCUGACUCUGGGACAUGAAUCCCCCACCUCCUGGGAGAGCCUGCGGGUCAGCUGGGAGCUGGGUUGUUUUUGUUUGUGGUUUGACCCUUGGAGGGGGGUGCCAAGCCUGAGAAACUACCCACAGAGAAGCCCCCGGAAACAUCUGUGAGUCUUCUUCCCCCAGGCCCAGGGUGGGGGAUCGGCCCGGGAGGGAGGUUUUCUUGCUUCUCUCAGGCCUGCCUAGGGGAGGCUGUCCCUGGGGUAAACAUCAAGUUAGUAAAGGUGACAGCAAACCCUACAGGAUUUGGGGACUUUUGAAGGUAGCUGGGAAGAGGCGGAAGGAGUGUUUGGAAAAGACACCUGAGUAGAGGAGACCCAGGCAGCCUUCUGGUUGGCUUUUCCUGUUCUCUCUCAUUUCCUGUGAUGGCAGUGGGGGAAGGGCUCCCCAGCACUGGGGCCUCGCCCUCAGCUUGUUUCCUUUCCCUUUCCCCCCUGCUGACCUCCCCAGAGGCACAGCUGGAGCAGCAGAGACAAGGUAGCUGUACUCAGCCUUUGGGAUUGAGUCCUCUGGGGUUUGCCAAGCCUUGGGAAGAGCCAUUAUUUGUUGACGCAUUCCAGGGAAGGAACCCCAAAUCUUUUAUACUUGGAUAAGGCCAGCUGGCUGUGGAAGUCUCUGGUUCUGCUUCUGCUGAGGGCCGAGACUCUCACACGGGAGACAGUGUUGUGUUGUGGGGUGCUCCAUGUCACGAAGCCACAGACGAGAGAGACUUUGGACAUUAGGAUUGAAUGAGAUGUUAAAGAGACAUCCUGAGUAGCUGUGGUCACACAGGCCUGAAGUCAGGAGACUUCUUGACGGGGGAGCGGGGGUUUCUAAGGGAAAGUCUGAGAAGCUCCCACACCAGGAGGGGAGGGGCUCAGAAACGUACUCCAUCUAGGAGUGGAGGCCAGCGUCAAAGCCAGCCUGUUCCCCAGAGUGCCUGGCUAGCCUGGAGCAAGGGCCCGCAGCCCUGCCUGUGUGCAGGGUGGCGUGUCUGUGUGGGUGUGCUAGAGGAGGAGGAAGCAGAGCCAGCAUACCGGGGCUGUGCGGGCUGUGCGGGCUGCGGAGCUGUGGGGCGUCCAGACACACACACAGGCACACAGAUGCGAGCUGUGUGAAUCACCCAGCCUGUGAGUCAGCCCCCAGGAUUCCUGUCGGGGAAUGAGUGAGGCCAAGGCUGAGGUCUGCCAGUCCAUCUGCUGAUCUGUCUGCCUCCUGCCCCUGCUGGUGUGGAUGCAUGUGUGUGUGUGUGCUGUAGGAGGUGGUGGGGAAGGUGCCUGGUGCCUGGGAAGGCUUUGGGCCGAGGUGGGAGUUUGAAACUCCAGGUCAUGGAUUUGCACAUUAGUUUGGAGCGAGGGAGGUUCUGUGUCUUGUGCAGAGAUUCUCCUGGAGACUGUGUCCCCUACCACACACAGAGCUCCACAGAGAGGGCUGGAGGGCAGAGGCCAGGGUCUGGGAUGCCUCAGAGGGCAAGUGGGAGGGAUGAGGAUCCCGGCUGGGAGCCCACCUGCUGCUGCCUGCCUGCCACUUAGAGCCUUCUCAUUCCCAUUCCAGUUGCCUGUCCCGGCCACAGAGCGCCCCGUGCACCACCAUGACUGGGCUGUUGAAGAGGAAAUUUGACCAGCUGGAUGAGGACAACUCCUCGGUCUCCUCCUCCUCCUCUUCCUCUGGGUGCCAAUCUCGCUCCUGCUCUCCAAGCUCUUCUGUCUCCCGUGCCUGGGACUCAGAGGAGGAAGGUCCCUGGGAUCACAUGCCCCUGCCUGACCGUGACUUCUGUGGCCCCAGAAGUUCUACCCCCCUGUCUAUCCUGAAGCGGGCUCGCCGGGAGCGCCCAGGCCGGGUAGCCUUUGAUGGGAUCACCGUCUUCUACUUCCCCCGUUGCCAGGGCUUCACCAGUGUGCCCAGCCGUGGCGGCUGCACUCUGGGCAUGGCCCCUCGCCACAGUGCCUGCCGCCGAUUCUCUUUGGCUGAGUUUGCGCAGGAGCAAGCCCGAGCCCGGCGCGAGAAGCUCCGUCAGCGCUUGAAAGAGGAGAAGUUGGAGAUGCUGCAGUGGAAGCUUUCGGCCGCUGGGGUACCCGACACAGAGGCAGGGCUGCUGCCUGCGGUGGAUGCCAUCGAUGACGCCUCUGUGGAGGAGGACUUGGCAGCUGCUGUGGCAGGUGGCCGGCUGGAAGAAGUGAGCUUCCUACAGCCAUACCCAGCCCGGCGACGUCAAGCUCUGCUGAGGGCUUCAGGCGUGCGAAGGAUCGAUCGGGAAGAGAAGCGGGAGCUGCUGGCACUGCGCCAAUCCCGGGAAGAUUGUGGCUGUCACUGUGAUAGGGUCUGCGACCCUGAGACCUGCAGCUGCAGCUUGGCAGGCAUCAAGUGCCAGAUGGACCACACCGCGUUCCCCUGUGGCUGCUGCAAGGAGGGCUGUGAGAACCCCAUGGGCCGUGUGGAGUUUAAUCAGGCUAGAGUUCAGACCCAUUUCAUCCAUACACUCACCCGCCUGCAGUUGGAGCAGGAGGCUGAGAGCUUUAGGGAGCUGGAGGCCCCUGCUCAGGGCAGCCCGCCCAGCCCUGGUGAGCAGGCCCUGGUCCCCACUUUCUCACUGGCCAAGCCCACAAUGAGCAACGAGCUGGGAGACAACAGCUGCAGCAGCGACAUGACUGAUUCCUCCACGGCAUCGUCCUCAGCAUCGGGCACUAGUGAGGCCCCUGACUGCCCCACCCACCCAGGCCUCCCUGGCUCCGGCUUCCAGCCUGGCAUGGAUGAUGACAGCCUGGCACGGAUCCUGAGUUUCAGUGACUCUGACCUCGGCGGGGAGGAGGAGGAGGAGGAGGAGGAAAGGAGUGUGGGGAACCUGGACAACCUCAGCUGCUUCCAUCCAGCCGACAUCUUUGGUACUAGUGACCCUGGUGGCCUGGCCAGCUGGACCCACAGCUAUUCUGGCUGUAGCUUUGCAUCAGGCAUCCUGGAUGAAAAUGCCAACCUGGAUGCCAGCUGCUUCCUAAAUGGUGGCCUUGAAGGGUCAAGAGAAGGCAGCCUUCCUGGCACCUCAGUGCCACCCGGCAUGGACGCUGGCCAGAGCAGCUCAGUGGAUCUCAGCUUGUCUUCCUGUGACUCCUUUGAGUUACUCCAGGCUCUGCCAGAUUAUAGUCUGGGGCCUCACUACACGUCACAGAAGGUGUCUGGCGGCCUGGACAACAUGGAGGCACCUCACUUCCCCCUGCCUGGCCCCUGUCCACCUGGGGAUGCCAGCAUUUGCUUCCUGGAGUCCCUCAUGGGUCUCUCCGAGCCAGCCGCCGAAGCCCUAGAUCCCUUUAUUGAUAGCCAGUUUGAGGACACUGCCCCAGCAACUCUGAUGGAGCCUGUGCCGGUGUGAGGACCAGGAUGCCUUUUCCCAGCCCCAAAGCCCUGUUGCUGCUCUCUUGUAAUUGUGGGGCUCCCCAGAGUCUCUGUGUGACAGUCUCCCACUGGCUGGCUCACCCACAGGUGCCAAGCGCACACUCCUGGUUUUCAUACAACUCUGGAUUUAUUUAUUUGUUUUAACUUUUCUGUGCUGAAAAGAGGAUUGGAGGGGGGUACCCCUUUGAGCUGCCAGGCCCCCCACACCCACAGCCUGCUCUUCCAUCUCCAUAACGUGUACCUGGAAGAGGAGAAAGUGUGGCUCCCUGGAGCUUGGUCUUUGUGUGAUGUUCCUUAACCCAAAGACCGUGAGACAGGGCUGUGAAAUCAGGUGGCAGAAGCCACCCUCAGCCCUAGACCCAUGGAUGGCUAAAUCCUCAGGACUGUGAAGACUGUAAUUUAUUUCCGUAACUUAUUUGGAGAUUGAGGAGGCUUUGGUUGCUCCUCUCUGGCGGGUGGGCAGUGCCGGUGGUGGGGUGGGCACAGGCCCUCAGGAGCCCCUUUUGCCUUGUACUUCUACACCCUGCCCUGCCUUUAGUGUAGACUAGGUGUGGAUUCGAGCUCUAUGAGCUAUGUCUGCUGCCUGGCUCCUGGAUGGCUCUGCAGGCAGGGGCUGGCCAAGGACACCAUCUGGGCAGGGGGAGAGGCUGGGCUAACCAGCUGUGACCAAAACUCCCUUCUGCCCCACACUGCCCUCUCCACUUCCUGCCCUCUGUUCCAUCUUCCCCCUCCCCAAAGGCCAUAGCCUUUCUUCCAGGCCCAGGGAUGUAGGAGGGGGAAGGAGGAAACAGGAGGCCCAGAGAGGGCAAGGGGCCUACCUCGGGCGCGAGCCAUGCCCCAGCCUAUUAUCUCAGGGCUUUCUGGGCACUGCACUUCAGCCUGGCCCACCUGCCCAUACCCUGAGGCCAGUUAGCGAGGGGUGUCUCCUGAGGGCUUUUAUACCGUUUCUUUGCUAAUGUUUAAUUUUGCAUCAUAAUUUCUACAUUGUCCCCGAGUGUCAGAACUAUAAUUUAUUCCAUUUCUCUCUGUGUCUGUGCCAAGAAACGCAGGCUCUGGGCCUGCCCCCUUGCCCAGGAGGCCUUGCCAGCCUGUGUGCUUGUGGGAACACCUUGUACCUGAGCUUACAGGUACCAAUAAAGAAGCUUUAUUUUUAA